This is a messenger RNA of Penicillium oxalicum, 1428 nucleotides long. RefSeq names its product DUF1479 domain-containing protein. The transcript is spliced from 2 exons. Lineage: Eukaryota; Fungi; Ascomycota; Eurotiomycetes; Eurotiales; Aspergillaceae. The record is from RefSeq and is a predicted model, not a curated record. The coding region runs from base 1 to 1428 and encodes 475 amino acids.
AUGCCAGGAAUUCUCUCCAGGACUGCUGUGCGCGCAGCUUCUACCUCCAGCGUCGGCCAUACCACCAAGGCCGCCGGUGAUAUCUCGUCCGUCUUCCCAAGUCUCCAGCCAGGCUAUAAGCCAGUACCGCUUCCUCCAAAAUUCAAAGAUUUGAAACGGCAUCUCUUUUUUCAAAACCCGGAAGCUUUGACGGCAAGUUGGCGCAGACUCUUAGAAAGUUUGGAAAGAGAGACCAAUGAAAUUAAAACCAAAGGCAGCGAUAUAAUUCCGUCCGUCAAUUACGAUGAUAUUGUCUCGGGAUUGGUUCCUGAAUCAACACUGAGGGAGAUCCGCCAUCGCGGUACUGCGGUCAUCCGCAAUGUGAUCCCUCGACAACAGGCUCUGGAUUACAAAGAGCGCAUCCAUAAAUACAUUGCCGAGAACAGGCAGGGAGUCAAAGCAUUUCCAGCUGACUCACCAGCAGUCUACGAGCUCUACUGGACACCCAGUCAAGCAGAAGCUCGCGCCCACUCGAACAUGUUCACCACCCAGCGCUUUCUCCAGCGUUUAUGGCAUUCCUCUGAUCCCGAGUCCAGAGUAUCAACAUCUCAUUCUCUUACUUAUGCGGAUCGCUUGCGCAUUCGAGACCCAGGUGAUGCAAAAUUCGCCCUCGGCCCCCAUGUUGACGGAGGCUCUCUGGAGCGAUGGGAGGAUGCCGAGUAUUCACGGGUGUACACAAAAAUCCUCGAGGGUCAAUGGGAGCAAUACGAUGCGUGGGACGUAAAACACCGCCUCAAGGCACAAAUGGAUCUGUACAAUGGUGCCGGUGCCUGCUCAAUGCUUCGCCUUUUUCAAGGCUGGUUAUCUAUGUCCGACACUGCCCCUGGUGAGGGAUCGCUACGUGUGUGCCCUAUGAUCACUCAGACCACCGCCUACGCUAUUCUGCGUCCGUUUUUCAAUGCUCAUACUCAGGAGCCAAAGUUGGAUGCUUCUUUCCCAGGCUCUGUUCCUGGAGCUUGCCAGGAGUUCAAUUCUGUGACACAUCCCCAUCUGGAGUUGGAAUCGACCAUGGUUUCAGUUCCCAAGGUGGAACCGGGAGACUAUGUGCUCUGGCACUGCGAUAUGAUUCACUCCGUGGACAAAGAGCACCGUGGAAAGGGGGACUCUAGUGUUCUGUAUAUCCCUGCCACGCCACUAUGCGAAAUGAAUGUCCAGUAUCUUCUCAAACAGCGUCAAGCUGCGAUUGAUUACUCGCCACCUUGGGACUUUCCUGGCGCCGGUGGUCCUGGCGAACGAGGUUUCAAGGGGGCCAUGGAAUGGAACAAGCUUAGCCUGGAGGGUCAACAGGCAAUGGGCCUUGGUUACAAACCCUGGGAAAUCUCGGAGCAUAUGAGUCAAGGCGAAAAGGAAGCCGUGCAGUCGGCGAACAAAGCUUGCUUCGGCGUAUAA